UGAGUUUGCCCUCUGUCUUUGCUGCUGCUUUAGGGACUCAUCUAGAGUGCUGGAUGUAAAGGGAGAGACACGCCUGUCUGUCAGUCUGAGAGAACCGCCCAGAGGAGGAACGCUGACCGACAGACAGACAGACAGACAUUAUUAUUUGCGGUCCAGGUGUACAUGACCAUGUUGUGUUGGGGUUGAGUAGCGGUUUAGUUGUGUGGCCAUUUGUCCCCGUAAAGCCCUGAUACUGCUCCACUCAUCAAAUCAGUCACAGAUUCACAGAAUUACUCACCAAGUCAAAUAAUUACUCACAAAAUCACUCACAGAAUCACUCACAGGCCGGGAUUCUGCCCGAUCGCGAGUUAUAGGCAUUGUGGCUUUUAAAGGCAAUGUUUCCAUGUUCGCCAAGAUCCAAUUCACGGUAAACGCUGCAUAUGUUGGCUCAAUCAGAAAUAGGAUUGAAUCCCAUCCUUAGUCUGUGUCAGACCAAGGGGGAGUUUGCCCAUACAGAUACAGACAGACAGACAGACAGACAGACAGACAGACAGACAGACAGACAGACAGACAGGGCUGGGUGGAGCAGGGAUGCUGUGCAAGAUGACUUAAGCACUUUUCUCUCCGAGCGCACAUACCACACCACAAACCACCGUCCCUACAGCUUACCACAUACCACACCACAAACCACCGUCCCUACAGCUUACCACACCACAAACCACCGUCCCUACAGCUUACCACAUACCACACCACAAACCACCGUCCCUACAGCUUACUACAUACCACACCACAAACCACCGUCCCUACAGCUUACUACAUACCACACCACAAACCACCGUCCCUACAGCUUACCACACCACAAACCACCGUCCCUACAGCUUACCACACCACAAACCACCGUCCCUACAGCUUACCACAUACCACACCACAAACCACCGUCCCUACAGCUUACCACAUACCACACCACAAACCACCGUCCCUACAGCUUACCACAUACCACACCACAAACCACCGUCCCUACAGCUUACCACAUACCACACCACAAACCACCGUCCCUACAGCUUACCACAUACCACACCACAAACCACCGUCCCUACAGCUUACUACAUACCACACCACAAACCACCGUCCCUACAGCUUACCACACCACAAACCACCGUCCCUACAGCUUACCACAUACCACACCACAAACCACCGUCCCUACAGCUUACCACAUACAACGAAGUCUACACACACACAUUACCAUCCCUACACCUUAUUACACAAACAUGCAUGUACCACACACACACAUCACCGUCCCUACACCUUACCACACACAAAGAAGCCAACACACACAAAUCAUACACCACACGCACACACACUAAAUCGAUAACAUACAACACACACUAGCCACACACUCACUGAACCAUAUUCCACACACAGUGUACCAUACGCUACUGCCAGGGCACAGGGACUGACCUAUGUAUGGCUACCAUGUACAACCACAUAAACCUAAGCUUUUCUAUAGUAACAUGCUAUUCAUUAUAGAAACAUAGAUCUGUAAAGACUUAUACACUGAAGAAGACUAUUCUGAGUAUGAAUGUAUGUUAAAAUGAAAUAUAUGCUGUGUCAAAGAUUAUACUCUUGUUUGUCAUAUUUCUUUUGACAUGUCUCUUUUGGACAAAAGAAAAUAAC
Molecule: messenger RNA, 1653 nt
Organism: Coregonus clupeaformis (lake whitefish)
Lineage: Eukaryota; Metazoa; Chordata; Actinopteri; Salmoniformes; Salmonidae
Product: early nodulin-75-like
Exons: 2
Coding region: 420-1343 (307 amino acids)
Source: RefSeq, a predicted model, not a curated record